Molecule: messenger RNA, 2166 nt
Organism: Eufriesea mexicana
Lineage: Eukaryota; Metazoa; Arthropoda; Insecta; Hymenoptera; Apidae
Exons: 3
Coding region: 1-2166 (721 amino acids)
Cellular component (GO): chitin-based extracellular matrix
Molecular function (GO): structural constituent of chitin-based larval cuticle
Source: RefSeq, a predicted model, not a curated record
AUGGUUUCCAGUUACAAGAGAUCAUCACCUCCUGCCUCCAAGAUGACGCCAUGGCUGAUGGCAAUUUUCUGUCUGGCCACUGCUGGCUGUUCGAACGUCACGGAUCAGCAAACAUCUGAGACACAUCACGAUCAGCAGGUAGCGAUCUUGAAACAGAUCAGAAAAGUGAAUGAAGACGGUUCUUACACGUAUGGUUACGAGGCGGGUGACGGAUCGUUCAAGGUCGAGAGUCGUGACGUUCUAGGCAACAUCAAGGGUACGUUCGGUUUCGUGGACGCAGACGGCGAAAUAAAGAGGGUGUCUUACUCUUCCUCUAACGGGACAGGAUUUAAAGCAACCACCGUGUCGCCAUUGCAGGAGCACGUGUCCGUCGUGCAGAGCAUUCCGCGAGUAAAUCGUACGACCACGACGAAGAAGCCGAACAUCGUAUAUCCGUCGUCGACCGAAGCAACAACGAAAUCGUCAGUGGUGCAAUCGAUCCCUCGAAACAGAAAGACAACGACCACGUCGACGACCACGACCACGACCUCCACGGAACCACCCAAGACGAUAUUCGGUCAUUACCUGAAAGGGACAGGAAAGAGCAGACCACGUUUCGUCAUCAACGGCCAGCAGAGACCUCUGGUGAUAGAAGAAGAAAGCACAGAGGACGAAGAUUCGCAGAUCAAUCGACCAAGCACCGAAGACAAGACUGCCACCUACAGGAAGAUCAUUUUCGCGAAACGACCAGUGGACCAAACCCUCAGACCCAUCUCUGACGACUUCACGGAGAAGGAGGACGAUGGCAAAGUGACCAGUGGGAACAAUCUGAGGAGACAGCUGCACGAGGAGACUACCAAGGCCAACCCAAUCGUGGAAGGAAGCAGCGACGACCAUCCCGACGUUUAUGGCGGUUCUUUGUCCACCACUCGACCUCUCUUCACCACCACCACUCCUCCUAGAGUCCUGCAACGAGUGUCUCCCAACCGAGUAGAGAGACCAAAGGUCUACGUGAAUCGAGAGAACCUUGCUCCAACGAGAUUCGAGAACCCCAGAAUUUUCGAAUCGGAGACAAAGACUCCUCCAGAGGAACGUACCCAGCCACAACCUGUCUUAAUCCGAGGUCCUCCACGAGUGCCAGAAAACAGGGAGUACGUGAGACAGAGCACCGAGCCAAUCUUCAUCAGACAGCAGCCUGAACAGUACCUACGAGAGGUGUCUGGAGGGAGAAUCCUAGUCCCUUCUCAGCAGAACCUAGAGGAAGGCCCAGCUUACAGACCCAUCUCUAUCAACAGAAUCCUACUGAGGCCUCUGCCUAGCCAGCAACCACUUUAUUCCACCACUACCGACGCGAAUAUUCAUUACCUAACCGAGAAUCCUCUACCAGAGCAGGAGGAAGACCCGAGAGUUGGUAUGACACCUGGCUACAUGCGGCCAAGACCUUUUCCUCGACCUGUGAUCUUCCAAGAGCCUGACCCAAGGUCCAGACCAGUUCUUAGACCUGUCCCACCAGCCAUCACUCACACCGUGGACGACAGAGAGUACCAAACGACUCCGGAAUACCCGUACAGAGGCAGCACUAUCGCUCUGCCGCCGGAACCACCCAAUCCCAUCACUCCACCUCUGAGCAGAAGAGACUUCCAGCUGCUGCUGAGAAGAUUGCUCGUGAGUCAGUACGGCGUCCAGGCUCUUUCUUAUCCGAAGAGCUACCUGGAAGACGCUUUGUACGACCAGCAACCGUAUCCCUCUUAUCAGCCCAGCUAUCAGACCACUGCUCCGAGACCUGAAAUAGGCUACGAUCAGCAGCUUCCGCUUCAGUAUGGCGACCGUGUCCCCAUCAGGCGUCCAGUGUUCACCAGGGCCUUGAGUCCAGUUUAUCAACCCCAGCAGUACGAGGAUUACACCGAUGGAAGGUACUCAAAGAGGGUCUACAGGCAGAAGUUCUAUACGCAGGAGAUGGCCGAUGACGGGGAAGAGAUAUUGCCUGCUCCUAUCAGGGAAGCUCUGCUGCUGAGGAUGUUGCAGUUAGCGAUUAACGCUGAACGACCUUCCAUGGUGUCUACCGCGGUUAUGACUACCACCACUCCUGCGUCCAGGUACAGGAAGACUGGACCUGUCAGGAGUGUGCAGAUUAUCACCGACGACGAGGAGGAGGAAAAAGAGGCGAUGAAGAAGAAAAUGCAAUGA